AUGCUGGUUUUUCGAUUCCUGUUUAUUGGUUAUCAGGUAAAUGAAAAUUGUUCACAGGUAAUGGAUCAGCAGGAGGAGGUAAUGGAAGCAAGUACUUCUGAAGGUAAUGAGGCUCCAAAGAUGAAAAUCUCUUUUGGUGUCAAAAGAACUAAAACUGUGCAGUUGAAACAAACUGUAUCAGCUGUUGUUGAUGUGCAAAUUGAUAGUGAUGAAGAGCGAGAGCUAGAAGAAGAAGAAAGCAGAAACAAGAGACGCAGGCUUACCCAUUUUGAGGAUGGCGGCGCACCUGAUGAUGAUGACAAGAAGAAGAAGACUAUCGUGAUACCGAUGGUAAAGGAAGUUGACUGGAGAGUGGCUAAGCUUCUAGCUCUCGAGAAAGAAGGCAAGCUUACUGACGAAGAUCGAGCAAAGCUUGCAAUUUUGACAGAAGAACAGCCUUUUGCCUCAACAAAUGGUUCUACAAAUGAAAACGGCGCCAUAGUCAUUGAAGAUGAAGCGAAGACUACGGAGGAUGCUGAUUAUAGCGCUGUGCCGAUAGAAGAGUUCGGAUUGGCCAUUUUGAGAGGAUGUGGUUGGAAAGAUGGUGAGGGAAUUGGUCGACAUCCGCAGGUAGUACCUCUGCGCUUACCUCCUAGACGUCCGAAUGGCCUUGGCCUUGGAGCCAAGCCUCCACAGCCCGAGAAAAUUGCAAAGAAUGCAAAUGGUCAGGAUCAAGUAGAGGAAGAGAUAAAAAAGGAUUCUCUGAUACGGGUAACUACUGGCCGAUUCAAAGGACAGUACGGUAAAGUCGAGUCUCGCGACGACGACAAUAACAGUUUAUUUAUACGUUUGGCUUUGGGUGGACAACAUGUUAAAAUCAGUCUCUUUGCUGUGCAGCAAGUUACGAAGAAAGAAUAUGAUAAAGAUAGCAAGUGCAUAAAUAAGGACGAUUAUGAUCGAGAGCGUGACAAAAUUGAGAAGAGAAACCACGAUGUCACACGAGAUACAGAUAGCCGGAAGUACAAAGAUGACCGCAGAGACCGCGAAGAAAGAUCGAAGGAUAGGUAUCGGGAAAAGGGCGAGAAGCAUAGGGAUCACAAAGAAGAUGAGCUUUGGGUGCGAGCUGAUCUUCUAGUCAGAUUUGUCGACGAAAGUUACAAAAAAGGCAAAUAUUUCAAAGAGAAAAUGCGUGUGGUCGAUGUAGCUUCACGCAAAGAUAUCUCACUUGAAGACUCUCACGGGAAAAUGCAUUAUGGUAUACGGCAAUCUUGGUUGGAAACUGUGCUACCUCGUAUGGAAAACUCUAGAGUGAUGAUUGUUCGAGGUAAACAUAAAGGACAUGCAGCUACCAUGGAAGAGAAGGAUAAAAGCCGAUGUCGGGUCGUCGCUAGAUUAUUGUCAUCUAAUGAGAUCAUCAACGUGGACUUCGAUGAUGUCUGCCAACACCAACCCAAAGAUGAUGAUGACGAUGAUUAUUGAGUUUGUGUGUACAAAGAAUAAAUCCAUUCUACACAC
Cylicocyclus nassatus is the source of this 1494-nucleotide messenger RNA. NCBI's taxonomy places the organism in Eukaryota, Metazoa, Nematoda, Chromadorea, Rhabditida, Strongylidae. The record is from the annotation of a GenBank genome assembly.